AAAAACCCUCGGCGGUGUUCCUUUUAGAGGAGUUCUGAUAUUUCCGAGUUUUGAAGAAUCAGUCGUACGAGUUAUGCAGAGACGCACCUGACACAAUGGAUGAGGUCAUUGGGCAGGAGGGUACAUUUUACGCCAAGGCAGAGGGCUACUGGAAGCAAGUCCCUCCCACGGUGGAUGGUAUGCUAGGGGGCUAUGGCAGCAUCUCAAGCAUAGACAUAAACGGCUCUAAGAAGUUCCUGCAGAAAUUCCUUGGGGAGGGUCAGGGGAAGACCAACGCCGGGGUCGCCCUGGACUGUGGAGCUGGCAUCGGCCGCAUCACCAAGCGGCUCCUGCUGCCGCUCUUCCACAAGGUGGACCUGGUGGACGUCACACAGGAGUUCCUGGACAAAGCCAAGGCCUACCUAGGGGAGGAGGGCAAGAAGGUGGACAACUAUUUCUGCUGUGGCCUCCAGGACUUCCAGCCUCAGGCUGGCCGCUACGACGUCAUCUGGAUCCAGUGGGUCAUAGGUCACCUUACGGACGAGCAUCUGGUCGAGUUCCUGCGUCGUUGCCAGGGUGGCCUGCGGCCCGGCGGGCUGAUUGUCAUCAAGGACAAUGUGGCGUACGACGGCGUGAUCCCCGACGACGUGGACAGCAGCGUGUGCCGGGACCUGCCUCUGGUGCGGAGGCUGAUCAAGCAGGCCGGCCUGGGCGUCGUGUGUGAGGAACAGCAGCUCAACUUCCCCGAGGAGAUCUACCAGGUGUGGACACUAGCAAUGAGAUAGGGCCAACCAGCCAGAUGAUGAUGAUGAUGAUGAUGAUGAUGAUGAUGAUAACGACAAGGAGGGCGACGACAACAUCGAUAUAAACUGAGAAUGUGCCACGCAUGCCUGCAUGUGUCAGGUGAUGGUUGUGUCGUGUACGUUUCUAGGCGUGGUUUUUUUGGAAGAUGAAUUUUUGUAUGUGUGUUACUCCAGUGUCUUUGUUAGAAUGUAUGCACUAAACUUUUAAUGAGCUCUAUUAAUGUAAACACACAAUAUUGUUACUAUUGCCAAGAUUAUGAAAUUGCAGAUACACGACUCACAAAAAGUCAGGGAUAUUUUUGGCUUUUGGGUGAAAUUUCAGGAUGAACCAAAAUCCACCGUAACCUUUACAGGUGAACUUAAUGUGACCUACUUUUGAAUGUGCAUGUCCAACAGUUAAGUGUUUCAAUUCGUUCUGUGCUGAAACAUUGAAUUUCACCUGAAAGCCAUAUGUCCCUAACGUUUUGAUAGUAGUAUAUAUUUCAUAAUGAAUGUACUGUUUGAGGUACAUUAAACUCAGGUAUUGAGUUAUUUUAUGAAAAAUAAAAAUAACUUCAGAGGUCUGUCAUGAGAUGUGAGGUGAUGAACGUCCACUUAGCAGUGGACUCCGCCGACCAGCAUAGAGAGAAUACAGGCAUGCUGCUGCUUCUUCUUAUCACGUACGCCUCCUCAGAAUGCACGUUUUUAAAGCUAUUUUUAUUCAGAAAGACAGAUAAUCCAAUCAAACUACAGGCAAGUGAACUCUUCCAAUCAGUCUUUUGCUAUUCAGUGAGAAAGAGGAUGCAGUGACAUUUGGCGUCAGUACACUUUUGUCUGCGCAAGGACAGGAGAGGGAUGACAUGAAAUGCUGUAACAUAUUUAUAUUUUGUGAUGUUUGUGUGUGUGCGUUCUGAAAGUGUGUGAAUGUGUAAAAUAUACAUCUUUGAAGAAA
Molecule: messenger RNA, 1713 nt
Organism: Sardina pilchardus (European sardine)
Lineage: Eukaryota; Metazoa; Chordata; Actinopteri; Clupeiformes; Clupeidae
Gene: ntmt1
Product: N-terminal Xaa-Pro-Lys N-methyltransferase 1
Exons: 4
Coding region: 96-764 (222 amino acids)
Biological process (GO): N-terminal protein amino acid methylation
Cellular component (GO): cytoplasm
Molecular function (GO): N-terminal protein N-methyltransferase activity
Source: RefSeq, a predicted model, not a curated record